CCAUCAAUAUAUCUGCAUAAAAGGAAGGGUUGUUUGAAUCUUAAAGGAAAAAAAAGAGAAGAAAAAUAGGAAGCAGCAGCAACAACAGCAACAUCAUGCAAGUAAGCCUCUUGAAAGCUUAUGAAGCAGCAUCAAAGAAGGAAGGAGGAGGAGAAGAAGUGCUGUGCAAGUUUUGGAGGGAGCAACAACAACAACAACUAGGAGGAGGUGCGAGUGAGAAAGCGAUAGACGGAAGGGGCAACACAAUGCUGCAUUUCAUGGCCAUGAGCAACAACACAUUGGCCUUGAAAAAACUUCUUGAUGUCGGGCUACUCACCGCUAAUGAGCUCAAUCCUAGAAAUGAAAAAGGUGACACACCACUUCAUGAAGCUGCCAAGUUGGGUCACAUGAAUUUCGUACAAAUGUUGGUGGUCAAUAAUCCAGGUUCGGUUUUCGAACGCAACAAGUUUGGAGAGACUCCUCUUUAUUCUGCUGCUGUCUAUGAAAAAGUCGAGGUUUUCGAUUUUCUCAAGUGGAAAGUAUACAAUGCAAGAAACCGCAGCAGCACCAACACCACCGCCAUGGCUGCCCUGACCAAAAAUGAUGGCUCCACUGUCCUUCACACCGCAGUCAAGCUGGAACGUUAUGGUAUUUAUUUAUUUAUUGAUC
Messenger RNA from Camellia sinensis, 648 nucleotides. NCBI's taxonomy places the organism in Eukaryota, Viridiplantae, Streptophyta, Magnoliopsida, Ericales, Theaceae. The record is from RefSeq and is a predicted model, not a curated record.